This is a messenger RNA of Alternaria rosae, 942 nucleotides long. RefSeq lists its product as uncharacterized. The record is from RefSeq and is a predicted model, not a curated record. Bases 160 to 534 code for a protein of 124 amino acids. Lineage: Eukaryota; Fungi; Ascomycota; Dothideomycetes; Pleosporales; Pleosporaceae. The transcript has 2 exons.
CCAGCCCAUAGUUUCUUUCCCAAGCCAGUCUUCCAAUUCACAUCUACAUUUACUUCAUUCACUACCCGCUGUGCGGAUCAGAUCACUUUCACUCACCAAUAACCUUCGAAUAAUCAACUGUUAAUACCCCGAAAAACCAACUACUCCAAAACCGCCAACAUGCAGUUCUCCAUCACCGCCCUCCUCUUCGGCCUCGUCGCCAUCUCUUCCGCCGCCAUCACCGACGUCGAGGGCGUCCGCAACACUCCCCGCGCUGUGCUUGACACCCGGCAGGCUGCCAACGGCGCAUGCUGUAUCCCCAACCAAUCUCUCAAGCAGGAUGCCUGCACUGUCAACGGUGCUGCUGGCAAGUGUGUGCCUGGAGGUCCAGCUGCAUGCAACGGUGCUCUCAACUGCGUAGCCAACAACCAGCUUGUGUGCGAUAACAACGUCAAGGAGCGCUCUGGCAACCUGUGCCGCUUCCAGGCUGCGAAUGGCAAGAUUCAAGACGGUGCUCAGCAGAUUAACAGUCUUGCUCAGGCUAAGGUUAACUAAGAGUGGAUGAUGGGGAUUUGUGUUAUAGGUUGAUGGGUGGAUUUGUAUAGCAUGCCCCUAUUUACAUACAAUUUCUUCACGGUAUAGCUAGGUGGAUGAAUAAAUGAAUUUGUGGAUUGUAUAUUGCGUACCUAGAAGUUCGGAGUGAUGUUGUAAAGAGUAAGCGAUGGAUCUACACGGAUUACAGUAAGCUGAGGCAAAGCCGUAUGUCUUGUCCAUGUUAGAGCGUGCAGCCUCUGUGGUGUCUUACUUACAUCUAGCAUACCGCCAUAUAUAUAUUAAACUCAGUCCAGACAUCCGCGCUUCACACUUCCCAAACUUCCUCUUGUCACAAGCGAAUACUUCUCUUCCAAUGCGAACCUCGUUUCUCUCGAAAGAGACAUACUACACAAGCUGAGAUAUACUAAU